Messenger RNA from Metarhizium brunneum ARSEF 3297, 246 nucleotides. Lineage: Eukaryota; Fungi; Ascomycota; Sordariomycetes; Hypocreales; Clavicipitaceae. The record is from RefSeq and is a predicted model, not a curated record.
AUGAUAUUCACGCGCGCCGUUUCCGCGACCAACUUCCUAGUAGCCAGCUCGGCACUUGGUUUCCAGGUGUUUGUGCUGUACCCGUGGCACAAGGAGCUGGAUACCGGAUUUGCCGACCUCAAGAGAGAGCAUCUGAAGGUCCUCGACGCCGUAGGGACGAGCCUGAGCGAGCAGCAGCGAAAGACAUUCCUGGAUAACUGGAACGAUUUGAAAAGUCAAAGCUCAAGAAGGUGGUGGUGGCUCUGA